This is a messenger RNA of Hevea brasiliensis (rubber tree), 1101 nucleotides long. Its product is annotated as 21 kDa protein. Gene Ontology annotation, molecular function: enzyme inhibitor activity. The transcript has a single exon. The record is from RefSeq and is a predicted model, not a curated record. Gene Ontology annotation, biological process: negative regulation of catalytic activity. Bases 96 to 710 code for a protein of 204 amino acids. Lineage: Eukaryota; Viridiplantae; Streptophyta; Magnoliopsida; Malpighiales; Euphorbiaceae.
CCUUUUGUGGGAACCACAGCUUGAGAUUUUCUAUAAAUUAGCUUCUCUCUUCCUUCUCAUAAUACUCAGGCAGUAUUCCUUGCUUAAGAGAGAAAAUGGAAGCAGGUCCACUUUUAGUCUAUGUGCUUAUAGCUACUCUCAUUCUUCAGUUCUCUACCCACAUAAAUUCUAGCUCAGCCACUAGACCCGUACCUAGCAACACAAAUACCCAAUACAUCAGAACAUCAUGUAGCAACACGACCUAUCCAAGAUUGUGCUACCGGUCCCUCUCAAUCUAUGCAAGCGAAAUCAAGACCGACCCCAAAUUACUAGCCAACGCUGCUCUUAACGUUACCCUUAAAGCCACCGAAUCAACAUCAAGAUUGAUGAAGAAUAUGUCAAGAAUCCAUGGAUUGAAGCUUAGAGAGACUGUAGCUAUAAUAGAUUGUGUGGAGGUAGUUGGUGACUCAGUGUAUGAGCUGCAAAGGUCUAUUGGGGAGAUGGGUCAUGCUGGAGAAUCAAAUUUUUAUCAAGUAAUGGCUAAUAUACAAACAUGGGUUAGUGCAGCCUUAACAGAUGAUGAUACCUGUAUGGAUGGAUUUGCUGGAGAGUCCAUGAAUGGAUAUGUGAAGACUGUUGCUAGGAGACACCUAUUGAAAAUUGCUCAUCUGACUAGUAAUGCCUUGGCUCUUAUCAAUAACUAUGCUUCUUCUCAUACCAACUUAAAAUAAUGUCGAAGUCCUUGUAUUGUAUGUCUCCUUCUUGUUGUUAGUUGAGUUUCUGGGGAACCCACUUCUCAGGAGAGCUCAAGUAAGAGAAAUUUUAGCCUUAAUUAGUUUGGGUCAUCCUUUCCUGCAAUUAUUGAUGAGACUCUUCUUCUAGUUUCAAUACUUGGCGAGUAUGGUUUGGUACCCCCACAUAUCAGUUGGUUCAGUUGUCCCUCAAGUCAAUGGAAUUGAAAGUGAGGCUAAGGAAUGGGCAAUUGCUUGAGGUUUCUUUGGGUUGAUUUUUAAGUAAAACUGUAAAUUUUUCUGUCAUGUUUUAUGCUGUGCAAAAUAUACUUUAUGUGCAUCUGUAACCAUAUGAAAAUUACUUUACCAUGAAAAACAAAAUUCCUAUGUA